AUGGCGCCCACCUCCACAGCUGCAUCGAAAAAGGCGGCGUCUGGGUCGCCAGCGAAAAUCGAUCCUUCACAGACUCUGCGAGCGACCACAGCACUGUUGCGAAAAAUCCAGGCCGACGAAAGCGAGCAGAAAACCAGUGCAUCAAAAUCAAAUCUCCUCGAGGAUGCCGACGAGGAGGAUGUCGAAGAUGAUUCUCCAGUGUGGCUGAUUCUUACAACCAAGAAGCACAUUGUAGAUAAGAAGCGAUUAAAGCCUGGCAAAAUUGUGCUCCCACAUCCACUACGAAGUGUGGAGGAUGCGAGUCUGCGAAUAUGUCUGAUCACAGCGGAUCCACAGAGAAAAUACAAGGACUUGAUCGCGGAGCCCAGCUUCCCUCUCGACGUGAGCAAGAAAAUAUCAAGGGUGAUUGGUUUGGAGAAACUGAAGAGCAAGUACAAGAGCUAUGAGAGCAAGAGGCAGCUCGUCUCAGAGUACGAUAUUUUCCUUGCAGAUGACAGAAUCAUCACCUAUCUGCCGACUGUACUUGGCAAGGUGUUCUACAAGGGUGGAAGCAAGAGACCAAUCCCAGUGACUUUGGAGGGAAAGAGGGAAAGCGUAGACGAGCAGGGCAACAAGCGAAAGCGCCUGGCGGAGGGUGGUGAAAAGGUCACGAAGAAGGAUGUCAGGCCAAGAGACGUUGCGGAAGAGGUCAAGCGAGCAAUCGGCGCUGCGCUGGUACACCUAGCGCCCUCAACUACGACAGCCAUGAAGGUCGGAAAAGCCAGCAUGACGCCCGAGCAAGUGCAGGCGAAUGUAGACGCAACUGUCGAAGCAAUGGUCGAGAAGUACGUGCCGCAGAAAUGGAGCAACAUGAGGGCAGUACACAUCAAGGGCCCGGAGACAGCUGCGCUACCCAUCUGGAUGACGGAGGAGCUGUGGGCAAACGAGCAUGAUGUCCUGGAUGAGGCGCCCUCGAAAGAAAUUCCUGGAAAGAAGAGGAAGAGGGGUGCACUGACGAAUGGCGAAGCGGAUGUCAUCGAAGUGCCUGGACCAGAUGGCAAGAUGAGGCGGGAAGAGGUCGAGGCGAAGGCGCAGGAAAGGGCCGAGAAGACAGCUAGGAAGGAGGCACUGAAGAAGCAGAAGGAUGCGGUGGAUGCAAAGGCAAUCACUAACGGCGACUCAAAUAAGCCUGGCAAGAAGGCAAAGAAGUCGAAAGCAUGA
This is a messenger RNA of Pseudocercospora fijiensis CIRAD86, 1200 nucleotides long. RefSeq lists its product as uncharacterized. The transcript is spliced from 2 exons. The record is from RefSeq and is a predicted model, not a curated record. Bases 1 to 1200 code for a protein of 399 amino acids. Gene Ontology annotation, cellular component: 90S preribosome. Lineage: Eukaryota; Fungi; Ascomycota; Dothideomycetes; Mycosphaerellales; Mycosphaerellaceae.